AUGGGCUUGUCCAAAUUUUAUGAACUGAAUAACAAGUGGGACCGAUACUUCGAUACUUUGACAAUCCUGUUGAAGCUGUACAGCGGAUUGCAGGAUGCACAGAAAUCUGCGGACACCUUGCAAAGGCUGCUUGAAUCGUACAGACAACAUGGCACACGUAUGCAGGUGGCGAAUGGAUUGUCGCUUUUACUCCCUGGGUCCCCUUUCUUUUCACUACUUGCGACACUUCCAGCCCCUGAUCCUACACAUCCCACAUCCGCGACUGUGACUCCUCAGGCCGCAGUUCACAAUACGCUUCCCAUCCUCGAAGAGGUGAUUUCGUUGACAGAGGCGGAAGAAGAGGGAGUUUUCAAGAGAGAGAUCGAGAAGCGCAGAACUCGAUUAGGUGCCUCGAGUCCGGAGCAGCUGAGGAAGGAGGUGUUCAAAGAGAUAUCUACGGAAUCAAAAUUGCCCAUCUUCUACCAUGAAGUUCUGAAUCAUCCCAACACGUCAGAUGAUCUACGUCGCCUCACGGAAUCGAAACUUCUACGAUAUAAGCAACGGCAACUUCACUCUUUGCCGAAUACUGCUGACUUGGUUGGGAUUAAAGCAAAGCUUGUGACCGAGAUCAACAAUCUUGUUGAUGGCGUCAUAUUAUUACAAGUUCCCGAUGAGCUAGCUUGGACAAUGUUUUUUGAAAAGUGUGACUGUGAAGACAUAUCUGGUUACGGGACUGAAGUCGUUGCACAAUUCAUAACACUAUUUGCCAAAUCACCAAUGACAGCCCUUUUCAAAGGUUACCUUCGCUAUCGAGGGGUACCUUUCAUAACCGGACAUGAGGCUCUUUCUGACGAUUCAGAAGAUCCUCUUGAUGUUAUCUUUAACGCUUAUCCCGCAGUUUCGCAUACCAUUUUUGCCAAUCGCAUUGUGAGCGACGUAUAUCUGGCUGAUGGUGAUUAUGAGAAAACUGUGAAAGCAGCAAAACAAGGCUUAGCGUGUUUGGAUGGUUUUCAGGUCGACACUGGUAUGCAUCUACAAAGGACUCAUAUGGGAAUUCAAGCUGUUCUCGCAACAUCGUUGGUCCAUCUCUUUCCGCCGAAAUACUUUGAACAAGCAUCAGUUCUCAUUGAUGAAGUCCUAGCUUUCUCCCCAGAGAAUAUUCUGUGCCUAAUGGGCCGUGCUUACAUCUACCAAGCGAAAGGGGAAUGGAAUGAUGCAGAACUUCUUUUCUGCCGUAUCACUCAACUCCUUCCAGAUGAUCUCGACAUUGGUUUGCGUGCGAGGGAAGAAAGAGCAUGGUGUCAAUGUCAGAUGAAUGAUUUCGACAAUGGGCUUUCUGGCCUUCAAAGUGUUAUCAUUUCGUUAAAUCACAUCCACGGACGAGAUUCCGACGUCUCUCGAUGUCUUUGGCGGCUCGGAAGUUCUCACUGGAGGUUGGGUGGCGAUGAACGUGAGGCUGCGUACAAAUUCUUCAUCGCGGCACUCAAACACGAUCCUGCAUUUGCUCCUGCGUUUUCCUCGCUGGGAACGUACUAUUUGGAGUGUGCAUGUCCUUCAGAUCCGAUUCGUGCCUCAAAAUGUUUUCAGAAGGCAUUCGAGUUGGAUCCUCGCGAAUCUAUGGCCGCCAAACGAUUGGCAGAGGGCUUUGCGGAUGACGGAGAAUGGGAGUUGGUGGAGGUCAUCGCUAAGAGAGCAAUAGAAGGAGAAGGAGGUUUGGAUGCAGGGUUUAAAGAGGGUGCCUCGGGGGCUCUGCCAAAGAAUUCGUGGGCUUGGGCAGCCGUUGGAGUGGUAGAGCUUCACAGACAAAAUUAUCCCGCAGCUAUACAGGCAUUUCAAAUAGCACUCCGAGCGGAGCCGGACGAUCAAUCACUUUGGCUUCGCCUCGGAGAAUCCUACGGCAAAGCUGGACGACUUGCAGCAGCAGUGAAGGCUCUUGGUCGCGCAUCUGCGCUAGAUUCUGGUGACUGGGGCUGCUCCUACCUCAUUGGAGAUAUAGAGCGCCGCAUGGGUCACUUUCAAAAUGCUAUCAACAUAUUCAAGUCCAUCUUGGAUUCGCACCCGUCUGAAGUCGGAGUCCUUUUCUCCUUGAGCCAAACACAUCUUGAUCUUGGCCAAAUGGAAUCUUCAAGUGGCUUUCCACUACGGUCUGAGGAUUCCAUUACGGCAGCCAUUCAGAUAGCUCUUGCCAUGAUCAAAGGAAGUUUCGGAUUUCGCAGUGUGGCGUGGAAAGUAAUCACAGAUGCCGCUUUUCUUCUUUCGGACUCCUCAGGCUUUGUUGAUGAGGGGAGUGUGCGGUUACUCUUUCAAGAUGCCAAUAACCUUUUCUUGGAUGGGUGUAGUCAACUUGCAGGGUUUAUGAAUAAGCGAAAUUUACAGGAUGACCUGCCCCUCAGUGGUGCAGCUGCACUUGAAGUUGCGAUAUUUGCCUCAGCUUCUCGUCUAUCUAUCGGUGCCUCCGACCAACUCUCCCGCGGAAGUGCCUGGUAUGACCUUGGGAUAUCGUUGUAUUCCUGGACCAUCUGCUCUCGGCAUGCCGCUGAUGCUUUGCGAAUUCAAGCAAGGGCCAUUGAAUGUCUUACUAGUGCGCUUCAGGAAGAUCCUGAGAACGAAGUGUACUGGAAUUCAUUCGGCAGCGCCCAAUUUUUAUUGCGUCCGAUCAUAGCUCAACAUGCUUACAUCAAAGCACUGGAUAUCAAUCCAAAGCGAGCCACUACCUGGGUUAAUCUUGGCCUUCUUUAUGUCCACUACGGUGAUUUCGAGCUUGCUACCAAGUCGUUGCACCGAGGCCAAGUUCUUGACCCCGACUGUACUUUGGCCUGGCUAGGGCAGGCCCUUAUAGCAAAAGCGAACGGGGAUAAUGUUUCUACAAGAGCGCUGCUUGAGCAUGCUUGUAGUCUGUCUGCGACAUUGCCCCAAGCUGAUUAUGAAUUCGCUUUCCAUCUGUUCCAAGAGGCGAAAUUGUUGACUUUCGAUGCUCUACUGCCCGCAUACUUCCUCAUAGAACGCUACUGUGGACGCCAACCAGAUGAUGCGGCUGGACUUCACCUCUUUGCUCUCAUCUGCGAAGGGCUCGGGCACGUCACAUUUGGAGAAAAUUUGGUUUCACGUGUCAUUGCUAUCUUGGAAGUCGCAUAUGAGGAGUUGGAGGAGACUGAGGUGGAGAAUCAGUAUAUCAUUGCCAAUCUAACACUAGGACGACUGAGGCUAUCUCUCGGGGAUUAUCAGGGAGCAAUUUCGUCGUUUGAAAGUGCAAUGGGCCUUUUACAGGGAGAGAACCAUAAUUCAGUCGAAAAUCUUCAUUACCAGUCCUGUCUUGGGUCGGGAUUGGCUCAUUUCAUGGCUAAUGAAUUUCAGAUUGCUAUCUCCGUCUUUCAAGAAGCCCAGGUGGUCACAGAUAACAUCUUAUUGAAGGGCAAGAUAAAUGUUCUUCUUGCGCAAAUGAUGUGGGCUGCAGGUGCAGAUGAUCACAAGGCAAUUGCGAAAGUGCAACUCCUUGAGUGCAUCUCGCGUGACCCGGAGAAUUUAUCGGCAAUUAAUACCCUUGCGGGGAUGGGGAUCCUCACGUGCGAUGAUAGUCUUGUUGAAGCUGCCCUUGCAGAAAUAUUGAGUCUUCCCGUGGAGGAAAGGAGCAAAAUGGAUCCGCAGAGAGACGCCGACUAUCUCCUCGUCCAGCACUACCUUGGCCAGAAUCAUAUACGAAAGGCUUUGGCAAUUGCUCAAAAAAAUGUAUACAUGGUACCCGCUGAUGUAAACGCACGACAGGCCUUGGCGUCCCUCACUCUUCGAGCAAAACAAGCUGGGUCGACACUAGGGAUCGUGGGACUGCCGUCUUGUGAGGUAGGAGAAAGGUCACGCCUUCUCCGCCUCCAGGCAGUUGCUCAGUUGACUGGUGCUUCAAGCAGCUCAAAAUCGCCAGUACAGUUAGCACAGCGAGCAGUUAUGCUCUCUCCAUCCGAUAUAGAUGGUUGGAAAACACUUGCAUAUGUCCAAGCAUGUCUGCAGAAGAGGUGA
Laccaria bicolor S238N-H82 is the source of this 3990-nucleotide messenger RNA. RefSeq lists its product as uncharacterized. The record is from RefSeq and is a predicted model, not a curated record. The transcript is spliced from 13 exons. Gene Ontology annotation, cellular component: Ski complex. NCBI's taxonomy places the organism in Eukaryota, Fungi, Basidiomycota, Agaricomycetes, Agaricales, Hydnangiaceae. The coding region runs from base 1 to 3990 and encodes 1329 amino acids. Gene Ontology annotation, molecular function: protein binding.